This is a messenger RNA of Ambispora leptoticha, 223 nucleotides long. The record is from the annotation of a GenBank genome assembly. Lineage: Eukaryota; Fungi; Glomeromycota; Glomeromycetes; Archaeosporales; Ambisporaceae.
AUUUGCCGAAAUAUUAACCGAAUUCCGAACCGAAGUAGAUAAACAAAAAGCCUUAGAACGACCCGAAGAAGACCGACAAGAAGCCCAAGCAAGAAUUAAUGAAAUCUACCAGCAAAUUAAAACGAUUAUUCAACAAUUAAUCACCGAAGAGGAAGAAGAACCUUUAACGAUUGAAUUAGAACCAGGAAUGGAGGAAGAAAAUAACCAAACUGAACCAGAAUGA